This is a messenger RNA of Megalops cyprinoides (Indo-Pacific tarpon), 627 nucleotides long. RefSeq names its product fibroblast growth factor 18a (gene fgf18a). The transcript has 5 exons. Gene Ontology annotation, cellular component: cytoplasm. Lineage: Eukaryota; Metazoa; Chordata; Actinopteri; Elopiformes; Megalopidae. Gene Ontology annotation, biological process: regulation of cell migration; cell differentiation; positive regulation of gene expression. Gene Ontology annotation, molecular function: growth factor activity; type 1 fibroblast growth factor receptor binding; type 2 fibroblast growth factor receptor binding. The record is from RefSeq and is a predicted model, not a curated record. The coding region runs from base 1 to 627 and encodes 208 amino acids.
AUGCGGUCCCUUCUAUCCACACUCGCCAUUUUAUUUGUCCAGACGUUACUGGUGGUGUGCAGCCCCCUGCAGGUAUUAGCAGUCGACAAUGUGAAUUUCAGCGUGCAUGUGGAGAAUCAGACGCGGGUUCGAGACGGCAUGAGCCGGCGGCAUCACAGAGUGUACCAGCUGUACAGCCGCACAAGCGGGAAACAUGUGCAGGUUCUGGGCAGGAGAAUCAGCGCGCGUGGCGAGGAUGGCGAUAAAUAUGCCCAGCUCGUAGUGGAGGCGGAUACCUUUGGCAGCCAGGUGCGAAUCCGUGGAAAAGAGACCAACUACUACCUGUGCAUGAACCGGCGAGGAAAGCUGGUGGGAAAGAAGGCCAGCAGUCGCAGUGCGGACUGUGUGUUUGUGGAAAAGGUGCUGGAGAAUCACUACACAGCUCUGAUGUCAGCACGCUACACUGGCUGGUACGUGGGCUUCACUAAGAGGGGGCGCCCUCGCCGCGGCCCCCACACGCUGCCAAACCAGCAGGAUGUUCACUUCAUGAAACGACCCCCCCCGGGAGAGCAGCCCCACCCCCAGCCUUUCCUCUUCACCACCGUCAGCAAGAGGAGCAAGAGGGUGAGAGCAGCAAGACCAAGCUAA